This is a messenger RNA of Morone saxatilis (striped sea-bass), 3067 nucleotides long. RefSeq names its product protein phosphatase 1, regulatory (inhibitor) subunit 2 (gene ppp1r2). Gene Ontology annotation, biological process: regulation of signal transduction. The record is from RefSeq and is a predicted model, not a curated record. Gene Ontology annotation, molecular function: protein phosphatase inhibitor activity. NCBI's taxonomy places the organism in Eukaryota, Metazoa, Chordata, Actinopteri, Moronidae.
GCUGGUCGCAGCAGAGGGUUCAGAGCCUCGCUUCAUGAAGGAAGAAGAAGAAGAUGAAGAGAGCAGUGAGGAGGAGGAAGAGGAACUGAGUCCUGAAGAACAAGCCAAAAAGACGCAUUUUCAGAUGAUGAGGAAGAUGCACUACAACGAGGGCAUGAACAUCAAGCUGGCCCGCCAGCUCAUUGCCAGCGAGCUAGAAGAAGAGAACAUGCAGAGGAAGAGAUGAGGGACGAAACGGAAGAGACAAGGGAGGACGCAGAGGAGACGGAGGAGAUCAGUGUUGACCCGCCACAGGAAGGUGAUUCUCUGGACUCGUAGAUGAGGCCUGUCUCCCACCUUCAGCCCUGUGUGUCGGCUCAAGACGGGCGAUUGCCGCUGCGCUCUGUGUUUUAACGCUGGGCCGUACAGCAGAAACCGCUUCACCACCCCGUAUAACAACCCUCAACAGCCAAUAACCUCCCGGUCACCUGUCUGUCUCUACUAUUCCUUAGAACUGUGCAAUAUAACCUUCAAACGCACUGUUUUUUAACUCCCAGAAUCAGUAAAAAAACACAAGUGAAGACUGUUGCUCCUGCCUUCUCCUCCUCCUCCUCCUCCUCCUCCUCCUCCCUCUCCUGUUGCCAAGAAUUCCCCGACUUCCCGCCUCCUCCAGACUGGCUUCGCACUGAAGAAUAUGUGAUUCUGACCCUGUAAGGAGGAUCAAGGCCUUUUUAAGAAAACAAAAAAAACUGCUGGAUAACCAGAACUCCCGUCUUGCCGCUCCACAGGCUCCAGGCCACAGAGCCAGUACGUCAGCCCUGGAGGAAGCUAGGGGAAACCCCACGGCCUCACUAAAGGCAUAUCUGAGGCAUGACGACGGCGCUUAUACUGGGUGCACUUCAGACGGCUUUUAUUUCUGCUUUGCUUUGUGACCCACCACUCUGUUGCAUUUCCUUUCCUCCUUCAGAACGUUUUGUGGUAAAAGUUGGACACCGUGAUGACCAGUUCGGUUGUUUUCUUUGUCUUUGUCCCCAGUAGUUUACCUGGUAACUCAGGUUACAGGUUAUUCAUAUUGACAUAAUGGUGUUAUGAUCAUUUAGGAGCUAUAUAUUGGUCUAAUAGUACAAGACAACGCAACCUACAUAAUCUAAAUUUCAUUAUAGUAAAAAAAAAAAUCUAAAUUUUACAUCAUACAACCAACAUUACAUACUGUUAAGUGGCAUGUACGCUUUGAUGCUUGCAGUCAACUGUAUGGCUUUUUGCUUAAGAGCAAGUAAAAACAACACAGAUUGUAAGUAUUGGCACUUUGCUCCAGGACCUCUUAUUUACGUUCUGUCACAAGCAAGAACACCACACAAAACCUCAGUUCAAACUGUGGAAAUUAAAAAAAAAAAACCUGUAUACCUCAUGGAACCAGACUGUAGGCCUUUUUUUUUUUUUUUCCAAAUGAAUCCCCUGAUAAAAUUGGUAUGUAGGUUGUCCAUCAAGAGGCACUUCUUUCAGCUGAAACUCUAAAAUUGACUUGUAAUUGCUGCUGCUCCUGCACUUCGGUUUGUUUUGUGGAAGAAGUUUGCAGGACAAAGCCGGUAAUCGUUUUCAAAAAUGCUCAGCGAAGAUGAGUCAGGCUCCCCCCCCCCCUCCGUGUUUUUCCUGGCAAUAGCAGUAAGGUACUGAAAUUGGCUCAUAAGACAUUUGUAUCUCUUUAGAGGGACAGUAUUGCAGUCCCACAUCGAGGUAUAGCACGUGCUACUGAUAAACAGGACAGUGUCCCGUCUUUAACAAGCUACAGCUUCCAGCACCAGGCUCCGAUGUAGAUCUGACGAAGAACAAAACCAGUGCUCACUGUGCUCUCGCUUUAAUGACUCGUGUAUUUAACGUACAACUCAUUGCGUGGGAGCAUCACCAGUUUAUGUGAGGGAAUUCCUUUGAGGAAGGUACAAUCAUUUUGUUUUUGUUUUCUUCAUCACACUAUUAUUUAAUGUCGUCCGAUCUACUUAAGUGUCUUGUGCGACGCAGCUUGGGAAUGUCAAAGAGGUGUUAUCGAUGCUACUGAUUUAAGUUAGAUGUUGGCGGUGGAGUUGACCACUAAAGCUUAUUGGAGGUGUUUUCAAGAAUUAUUAUUAUUUUUUUUUUAAUGUCUGGGGUUCCUGUAAGUUUUAAGGGAGUUUCUACCAAGUCUUAAAAAAAAUGUUGGAUUUGACAAAGGUUCUGUGGAAGAAGACAAUAAUUCUGGUUCGACCAAAAUUGCACUGUUAAAAGUUUGUAAGUAUCCCUCGUGUACACUCACUGUAUGAGUGGAGAACUGAAUGCCCUGAGAGAAAAGUACACAGGAACCCCGAGUAUGUCUUGUGUUGUGAUCUCUUCAUUUUCUUCGGACCCUUUAAUGCCUCACUGUGAUUGAAAGUAUUGAAGUCUGUAUUAUAGAAACACAGAAGAUCACAGACCAACGGUAUGACUUGUGCAAACGUCCCUUUGCAGAGUUUUUGUUUUGUUUUUCUUCUCGUAGUUUAGUAUUUGGUGGCGUUUUUCUCUCCAUCAUAGAGGUUAAAGCAACUUGGUGAUCACUUCCGCCAACCAACAAGCUCACAUCCGAGCAGUGAAUUAUCACACGGUUAGUGCAGAGAAACUGUUAACCAGAUAGAAAAGUAACAACUGCAGACACGUUGAUGAUAAUAGUUUAUUUUCUCACUUUAGACAAAAGGACAAGAUUGUCCAAAACACACGACUGACAUGAUACUGACUGACACCCCGUCGGUGGUCAAAUGUGCCUCUUAUGUAUUUAUGUACAUGUGUGUAAAAUGAAAAGGCUAUGCUCCACGUUACUAUUCUUAUUUUUUCUUUGUGCCGUUUUUCUUUCACCUCACGUGUCCAUCGUCUCGCUUUUUGUUUUUUGCGCCACUUUCUGCCCCGUGUGGUUUGUUUUUCUAAGGAUGACAGACUGUUACGCAGUCCUAAUGACUCUGCAGUGUGUGUGUCUGACUCAAAAUGACAUGGACGUCAAAUCCAUGUGUUUUGUAUUUCCAGUUUGCAUGUUCUCAUCCAUCGGUUCUGUUUUUGUCUCCCACCAUUAAACAAAUGUUGUUAGGAA